This is a messenger RNA of Phytophthora nicotianae INRA-310, 270 nucleotides long. RefSeq lists its product as hypothetical. NCBI's taxonomy places the organism in Eukaryota, Oomycota, Peronosporomycetes, Peronosporales, Peronosporaceae. The coding region runs from base 1 to 270 and encodes 89 amino acids. The transcript has 2 exons. The record is from RefSeq and is a predicted model, not a curated record.
AUGAUCUAUCUAGCCACGAAUAACCUUGUGAAGCAGGAGCAAAAGAAUGAGGAACGUCUGCAGAAUCAGAGCAAGGAGGGGGCAGAUCGUCGUGCAGCCGAGCAGGAGGCUAUUGCGCGUAGUCGGCGUCACCAACUCGACUGUAAACAGCGCGAGAAGGAGCAUGAGGCCCAGGAAGAGCUGGAAUGUGUCGUUCAGUGGGAACAAUUCGGUAGGCGCAUCGAGAUGCAAUACAACAGGAACGUCGACUGGAGGACCUUCGACUUGUAA